GUUCCUUCUCCUCUGUUAAGAUCUCUCGAGCAGCUGCCUCCGCCGUUUCUUGGUCCAAAUAACGCUUGUAUGGCGACCACCGUGAAGAACAGCAGCCGAGUUUCGCUUGCCAUGGAGAGAACUGGCCAAUGGGUUUUCUCGCAAGAGAUCCCUUCCGACGUAGUCAUCGAGAUCGGCGAGGCGAAUUUCGCCCUCCACAAGUUCAUGCUAGUGGCUAAGAGCGGUUACAUAAGAAGAAAGAUCAUGGAAUCGAAAGAACCAGAUUUGACUCGGAUCGAUCUUUCAGACAUCCCUGGAGGGCCUGAGAUCUUCGAGAAGGCGGCAAAAUUCUGCUAUGGUGUCAACUUUGAGAUAACAGUACACAAUGUCGCCGCACUUCGCUGUGCCGCCGAGUAUCUCGAAAUGACUGAUAAAUGCAGCGAAAGCAACCUCGCCGGACGGACCGAGGAUUUCCUCUCUCACGUGGCCUUGACCACUCUUCCGGGAGCUGUUGUCGUCUUGAAAUCUUGCGAGCUUCUCCUUCCCAUGGCAGCAGACCUCAAGAUUGUACAAAGAUGUAUAGAUGUUGCAAGCGCAAAGGCAUGUAGUGAGGCAAACUUUCCAAGUCGCUCCCCUACAAAUUGGUGGACCGAGGAGCUAUCGAUUCUAGACAUCAACUCUUUUCAAAAGGUUUUUACUUCCAUGAAAACUCGCGGCGCGAAGACACUAACCCUAGCGAGUUGCUUGAUGGUGUACGCCGAGAAAGCCCUUCCAGACCUCGUCCGAGACCACACCGGAAAUGGCACUAAAUCGUUGGAUCCCGGUGACUCUAACAUCAGGAACCAGCAACGGGACCUUCUUGAGUCGAUUGUUGCGCUCUUUCCCUCCGAAAAAGCUGCCUUCCCUGUAAACUUUCUGUGUUGUAUUCUUCGAUCGGCGAUUUUCUUGAAAUCGUCGAUUAGUUGUAAGAACGAGCUCGAGAAGAGGAUCUCGGCGAUAUUGGAGCACGUUACUGUGGACGAUCUAUUGGUUUUGUCGUUCACUUAUGACGGGGAGACGCUCUUCGAUCUGCAAAGCGUUCGUCGGAUCAUCUCAGGAUUCGUGGAGAAGGAGAAGAGCGUGGCGGUCUUUAGCGCUGGUGACUUCAGCGAAACUUGUUCCACAGCCAUGCAAAGGGUUGCUAAGACGGUCGAUGCUUAUCUCGGUGAGAUUGCUACGUACGAGGAUCUUGCUAUUUCCAAGUUCAAUGGCAUCGCGACUCUCGUGCCCAAGACGGCGAGGAAGGUAGACGAUGAUCUCUACCGAGCAAUCGAUAUCUACUUGAAGGCACAUCAAAACUUGGACGAGAUCGAGCGGGAGAAAGUGUGCAGUGUGAUGGACCCACACAAGCUUUCUUACGAAGCUCGGGUACACGCCUCCCAGAACAAGCGUUUGCCGGUUCAGAUCGUCCUCCACGCACUUUACUACGACCAGUUGAAGCUUCGAAGUGGCGUCAUAGACGAUCGUAAAACACAGGACGCGUUAAUGACCAGGAACCAGAUUCAAGCAGAUGUUUCCCUGAUCAAAGAGAACGAGGCCCUGCGGACGGAGCUAUUGAAGAUGAAGAUGUACAUCUCGGACCUGCAGAAGAAUCAAGGAACCUCCUCCAAGUCAGGGGGCUCCAGGAAGCCCACUUUCUUCUCAUCGGUAUCAAAAACUCUUGGGAAGCUGAAUCCGUUCCGGCACGGAUCCAAGGAUACUUCCAAUAUCGAUGACAGUGCCAUCGACUUGACCAAGCCUAGGAGGAGGAGAUUCUCUGUCUCUUAAAAUGUAGGAGAAGCUAUUAUUAGUUUAUUGCCUUACUUAUACGCUAUACCUAUAUAUAUAUAUGUACUACUGUACUGUUUAAUUUUAGUUGGCUAGAAAACUGCUAGCUUCUUGUAAAUAUUCCGGCCUGUUUAUGAUUAUCAUGUCUGAGUUUGCCAUUUUGAUAA
Molecule: messenger RNA, 1952 nt
Organism: Nelumbo nucifera (sacred lotus)
Lineage: Eukaryota; Viridiplantae; Streptophyta; Magnoliopsida; Proteales; Nelumbonaceae
Gene: RPT2
Product: Phototropic-responsive NPH3 family protein
Molecular function (GO): protein binding
Source: RefSeq, a predicted model, not a curated record